Microthlaspi erraticum is the source of this 2112-nucleotide messenger RNA. The record is from the annotation of a GenBank genome assembly. NCBI's taxonomy places the organism in Eukaryota, Viridiplantae, Streptophyta, Magnoliopsida, Brassicales, Brassicaceae.
AUGGAGCAGGAGAGCAUUGACUUUGAGCAAGGAUGGGAAUAUAUACAGAGUGGUAUCACUAAGAAGAAACGCUAUUUGGAAGGACUUGGGCCGGCACUUGACCCUGAGGAAUCUAUGGAGCUUUACACGACUGUCUACAACAUGUGCAACCAGAAAGCUCCUCACGAUUACUCACAGCAGCUUUAUGACAAGUAUCAUGAAGCAGUUGAGGAAUAUGUUAACUCAACAGUGUUGCCUGCGUUAAUGGACAAGGAUGACGAUGAAUAUAUGCUUCUGCAAGAACUUGUUAAAAGAUGGUCUAACCAUAAGAAGAUAGUUAUUUUCCUAUCCGGGAUCUUCCAUAGACUUGAUAGUUACUUCAUCCCUCGGAGAUCACUCCCAACGCUGAAAGAAACUGGCCUGACAUGCUUCCGUGACCUGGUUUAUAACAAUCUGCAACGAAAUGUCAAAGAAGCUGUGAUAACACUAGUCGAUAAAGAGAGAGACGGAGAGGAUAUUGAUAGGGAGCUGAUGAAAAGCGUAAUAGACUUUUACGUAGAGAUCGGAAUGGGAACGAUGGAAAGAUACGAACAAGAUUUCGAGAGGUUCUUGCUUGAAGGUGCAUCGUCUUACUAUUCUCGCAAGGCAUCAAGCUGGAUUGAAGAAGAUUCUUACAAUGAUUACGUUCUCAAGUCUGAAGAAUGUCUAGAGAAGGAAAAGGAGAGAGUUACUCAAUACCUUCCCUCAAGCAGUGUUCCAAAGCUGGUUAAGAAAGUUGAACAUGAUUUGUUAGUGAAGUAUGCAAAACAGCUUCUACAGCAAUCAGAGUUUCGUGAAAUGGCGCGAGGCUUGGAACAUAUUGCAAACAUAUUCAAGAAAUAUGUCAGAGACGCAGAUGGUCAUGAAGACACGGAGGAACAUGUCUUAAUCAGAAAACUGAUUGAGCUACAGGCUAAAUACAUGGUCUCUGUCACUGCCUAUUCCCAUAACCGCACCCUCUUUUACAAGACUUUGAAAGAAGAAUUUGAGGGUUUUUGUAGACUAACAGUCGAUGGAAGCUCUUCAAAUGCUGAGAUAGUCGCAAAAUUUUGCGACAGAAUUAUCCUCAAGAAAUGGGGAAGUGAGGAGGAGCUGAGUGAUGAAGCUAUUGAGAAGGUGGUCAUACUUCUUGCUUAUAUAAGUGAUGACAAGUUUCUUUUUGGAGAGAUUUACAGAAAGAAGCUGGCCCUUAGGCUCUUACUGAAUCGGGGUGCUAAUGAUCAUGAUCAUGAGAGAAGUAUCUUAACAAAGCUCAAGCAAAAAUUUGGUGAGCAGAUUACAUUUAAGAUGGAGAAAAUGGUGACGGAUAUGAUUUUGUCAAGAGAAAACCAUAACGGUUUCAGUGAGUAUGUCGCCAGUAAUAAUGCAAAACCAGGGAUUGAUUUCACCGUCACUCUUCUCACCAAUGGUGUUUGGCCAAGUUACAAAACGUUUGGCAUCAAUCUACCAAGUGAAAUGGUCAAGUGUGUUGAAGUUUACAAAGGGUUUUAUGAAGCGAAAACGAAAGCUAAGAAACUUACUUGGAUCCAUUCACUAGGAACUUGUCACAUCAAUGGAAAGUUUGGUCGAAAGACCAUUGAAUUGAUUGUGUCUACUCACCAGGCUGCUCUGCUUCUGCUUUUCAACACAAGAGACGUAAUGAGUUACACUGACAUCCAAACUCAACUGAACGUAACCGAUGAAGAUCUAGUGCGGUUGCUUCAUUCCUUGUCGUGUGCUAAGUACAAGAUUCUUAUCAAGGAGACAAAGACAAAGACUGUUUCCAAGACUGAUGUUUUUGAAUUCAACUCCAAGUUUAACGUUAGAAUGCGCAGAGUAAAGAUCCCUCUCCCUCGUGGUGAUGAAAGGAAGAAAGUCGUUGAAGAUGUAGUAGAGAAAGACAGGCGCUAUGCAAUUGAUGCUGUCAUUGUCAGGAUCAUGAAGGGAAGUAAAGUAUUGGGAUAUCAACAACUUGUUUCUGAGUGUGUCGAGCACCUAAGCCUGAUGUUCAAGCCUGAUAUUAAAGCGAUCAAGAAACGUAUGGAAGAGUUAAUAAACAGGGAUUAUUUGGAGAGGGACACUGAAAAUCCUAACUUGUUUAGGUACUUGGCUUAG